This is a messenger RNA of Alternaria alternata, 2325 nucleotides long. RefSeq names its product YagE family protein. The transcript has 2 exons. NCBI's taxonomy places the organism in Eukaryota, Fungi, Ascomycota, Dothideomycetes, Pleosporales, Pleosporaceae. The coding region runs from base 318 to 1865 and encodes 515 amino acids. The record is from RefSeq and is a predicted model, not a curated record.
GGCGUUAAAAAGAACCUUGGAAGUCACACAACAUCCAGGUUCCUGGAAGUUGGUUUUUAACGGCCGCCAUGCAGGUAGCGUUCUCUUGCACGUGGGAGGCCCGUGCUGCGACCGUUAGUUCAGCAUAGAUCCUUACAACGUCAUUGCUCGAAGUCUCGUCGACACAAACAGCUUACGCGCUUGUCACCAACCGCAUCCACUAACGCCGACGUAUGGCGCCGUCAGAACUCCGGGGCAUCUGCGACUGUGACAUCUUCUCUCUCUAGUGACACUUUCACCUUCGCUGUUGAUUCGCACCUUGGCUGGAAUUGAUCACCAUGGCGUCAAGCUCUACCGAAACGACUCCCUUGGUCUCGUCAAUGUCGAGCUCAAGUCGAGCGAUACCUCCCAAGCCUCAGCGAACCGUCACAUUCAACCCAACCGUCACAUCGACUAGUCCGAAACCACCGUCGCGGUCAAUCUCGCACAGCGCCUCCGCUUCCGGCCAUGGUGCCACUACCCAGGGUGGACAGCCCAUGCUUUCGACAUUGAACAGUAAGCUGCGGAGAAGGAACAGCUCUGGUGCGCCUGCCAGAAUACCCCCCGCGCCGGUGCCCAAGAUCGGUCCCCAGAGAACGACGAGGACAGCCCAGAAACUCAAGCUCCUUCCCGACCCGGCCGCGGAUGAAGCCGAAGACGAAGAGAGCGGACGCGAUGUCUAUGUGCAAUACACCAGGAUAAAGGACCCUACAGCGCGAAGAGAUGCAGCCAGACUAGGAAAGGCAGACAGGGAGCGACUACCAAGAGUGACGGCAUAUUGCACGGCCGCGUCGUACAAGCUCGAUGAAAUGAUGCGAUUUCUGAAAGGCAAGCAAAAGAUCAGAGGAGCCGCGCCGAAGCGCUUCGAUGAAUGCAUAUACUCGCCGUACAACUAUGGAUCUACAAAAGGCCCAGAAGACGUCAGCAGCACUGCUGUACUCGACGGCUUUACGGAAGAGAGGCCGAGAAGGUUCUCGGACAGCGCCAUUGAGGUGGAGCACGAGAAUGAGAGAAGGAGGCAGGAUCUCAUCGACUUGCACGAGGAUGGCGAUGCGCCAGAAAUUGUGAAUGAGCAAGCCAUUGGCCCUAGACGGCCGUCGAUCACCCACGCCGACUCGGAUCCGCAAAUGGACGCGCCAGAUUUCGAUACACGCGUGCAUACUCCGGAAGUGUUCUUGUUCGAGUAUGGCACUGUUGUCAUCUGGGGUAUGACAUUGCAAGAAGAGAAGAAGUUCUUGAAGGAAAUAGCCAAGUUCGAAGUCGACAAGCUCGGCAAAGACGAGAUUGAGACGGAAGAAUUCAAUUUCUACUACACGCGCGAGUAUCAGGCCCGGAUAUACAACGACUUCAUUAGUCUACGCGACAAGAAGAACUACAUGAUCAAGUUGGCCAUCAGCCACGGCCUUUCUCAGAGUGUCAAGACAUCGCUUUUUGAGGAUCUAGUAGACAACACUAUCGAUGAGACAAAAGACAUCCCGGCCGAGAUCGCCAGCUCUGGCAAGAUCAACCUGAACAAAAAGCAAAUCAACAUGCAGAUAGGAGAGCUGUUCAUCCUCCGUAUUAGUAUACAUCUACAAGGAUCGGUUCUGGACGCGCCAGAGCUUAUGUGGGCUGAGCCACAGCUAGACCCUGUGUACCAAGCUGUCAGAAGCUAUCUGGAGAUGGAUCAGAGAGUCAGUCUUUUGACCGAAAGACUGAACGUCAUUGGAGACUUGCUUGCUGUUCUCAAGGACCAACUGACUGUGACGCACGGCGAAUUGCUUGAGUGGAUCGUCAUUAUUCUUAUUUUUGCUGAGGUGCUGGUGGCUGCUAUUAACAUUUUUGUCGACUUGCACGCAGCGGACUAAUCCGACGUGCCCGCUGUAUAUAUUUGCUGGUGUACGAUAUUUUGCUCAGUGCGCGCGAACAGGUCUGGGCCUCUUGCAAAGGCCAAUUGCACGGCGUUGGGUUGCGGGUAUCUGUGUUUCCUUUUCCGUUUCUGGUAUUGUUCCUCACAUAACGAAGGGCGGAUGUCACGGAGGCGAAAUUGCGAAUGGGAACGUCAAGAGGACGGGUUAGUGGCGAGAAAGUAAUAUAAGACUAAAGGCGGACGAUCGCAUUGUUAAGCUAUCUUCCCAAGCAAGGCGGAGCUGGUCAUCUCCGCCCGCUGAACCCUGUCGCGCCCCAUCUUUCCCUAUGCGACCCUUUUGAGCAUUUCACCGCAUGCUGUCGCCCUCCACCCGUACUGAGCCCCAAUGAGCCGUCCCAGAUGAGUUGGAAUCUGCUAGAGCGCUUUAUAGAAUCUGAGCACUUCAACCAAGAUCCGAG